This is a messenger RNA of Ophidiomyces ophidiicola, 2820 nucleotides long. RefSeq lists its product as uncharacterized. The record is from RefSeq and is a predicted model, not a curated record. The transcript has a single exon. The coding region runs from base 1 to 2820 and encodes 939 amino acids. Gene Ontology annotation, biological process: signal transduction. NCBI's taxonomy places the organism in Eukaryota, Fungi, Ascomycota, Eurotiomycetes, Onygenales, Onygenaceae.
AUGGACCAGAAUUACAACGCCUCGUCCGUCGUGGAGGUGCAGCCGGUCCCGCAGCCGCCGCUCAAAUUCUCGCGAUACCGAUCUGUGAGAAAAGCCGCGGCCGCCAGCGCUGCUCCGCCGCUCCCUCCGCUGCCCGCCGCCUCUGCACACGACCUCUCCGGCCUCGCCAAAACCCAGAGUAAUCAUAAUAAUAAUAAUGAAUCGAUCCAACGGAGCAUGUCCAGGUACCGACACGCCAAACCCGCCAGGAUCAUAACCUCCAUUCCGCCUCCGCCCGUACCCCAGAUUCCAGUCUCCCCACACCAGACCAAGUCGCGCAUCGAGGACUGGGUCGAGAGUACGAGGGUGAGCCAGGAUAUCCCGCGACUCGACGACCUUUCUCUGGAGCAGCAAGACCGCAACGACCUCCGCUCGCCGUCGUUGCGUGGUAUCCCCAGCCAGAGUCUCUCCCAGCCAUCCAGCCCAAGAUUCCGCGGUUUCUCCAGGAUUCUGGGCAGAGCUUCCUUCGACCGGCGUCGAGAGAAGGAGGACUGUAUCUCGCCAACAUCUCUCGGACAUCAUCACCACCGCCUGUCGUACUCCGCAGGACACGACGCUAACACGCAGUCCAAGAGUCUUCGCCGGCGGCCUGAAAAUAUUGCUACUCCUCAGUCUCCAUUGCAGCAGGAAAACACAACAGACGAAGAAACUCCCCUAAUGGACGUGAAACAACUCACACUCAAUGAGCAGCUAGCAAACGAAAGAGCCGCCGCCUUGCACAAUGGCCAUAGCUCCAACAAGAAGCUAGUGAAAGGAAGAGGCGGGUUUUUAUCGCUCUUCAAAGGUAUUGAUACCAGUGGCUCAUCCAGAGCUCAAAGAGACGCAAGAGAGGGACUGAAGAACAAGAUCUCCUCCCCCACGUUGAUUGAGCCAAAGGACCUGCCGAGCGUGCUACCUGAUGACACGCCUGUGUCCGCUGUCAACGCUGGCGAAAGAAAAGUGCUGGUCACCUGCAAUGAGGCCUUUGUCACACUGCCAAUCACCCCAUCUACAAAAGCUCAGGAACUCCUACACUCUGCCUUCGCCUGCCUGAAGGAAAACAUUGACCCCAAAACUGCUGUCUUGGUGGAGAGCUUCAAGCAACUUGGCUUGGAGAGGCCUUUACGCAGAUACGAACAUGUUCGGGAUGUCAUGAACUCGUGGGAUAGUGAUGAGCAAAAUCACUUUGAGAUCGUCCCGUCUUCGGAGGGGGAGGAGGACGACGAGGCCCUGGAUAUCCGAUUCGCGCCACGAAAACAACCUAAAGACGCUACGUUCCACAUAUACCACUCCCAUCGCGCAGGGAAAUGGGACAAGCGAUAUAUAACCCUACGAUCGGAUGGCCGCGUGUUGAUGGCGAAAAAGCCCGGCGCGGAGCCCACGAGUAUAUGCCACAUGUCCGACUUCGACAUCUACCGCCUGAAGAGCCGGGAAUACCGUCGAGUCAAGCCGCCCAAACGGUAUUGCUACGUGAUUAAAAGCCAGCAAAAGGCAAACUUAUUCGUUGCAGGCGGCAAUUUUGCCCACUCCUUCUCCAUUGGCGACACAGAAACUGCUCAGGCCUGGUAUAGGAGCGUGCAAGAAUGGCGCAGUUGGUAUCUGGUCAGCAUCAUGGGUGACUCAAGUGAUUGCUCCCCUGAUCUCCAUGCCAGCGCGGGUGUCAGGACCUCGUUCCAUUCGAACCGCUUCUCGAUUGAUUCGAUCCCAUGCCAACCUAAUGGUUUCAGGCCCAUGAAUUCCGCCGCUCAAGCAGUGCCCUCGAAGCCACCGACACCUCCUGAUGAAGCGCAUCCGCAAACAAGAAGACCGCUUAUUUUGGGCGCGACAUCCAAUAACGAUUACUUCAACACUCCUCUCCCUACGGCGCCGUCUUCUCCCAAACGAUCUCUGAUGCACAUGGAACGGAAGCCCACGGUGAAGCGAGAACGCAGCCAAACGGUCUCGAGCCGACAUCAGCAGCAACAGCCGCCUGCCGAAUCCGAACCAUUUGAGCCAACCGGCCUGCUAGGCCGCACGUAUACCCUUCGCCAGCAUGCCAUGCGCGAGCGGGAGCGCGAGAAGGAAGAAGAGGCCGAGCAACUCAACCCGUUCACGGCACACGGCCUGCUGAGCCAUCUGGACAUGCCCACGCGUUCCGCCGAGCGGCCCAUACACACGUCGAGCGGCCCACCCAGCCGCGCAAGCACCGUCCGCUCGCCACCCGGCCACCGCCCCAGAUCCUCCAUCCAACAACAACAACUCCCCAAACCGCUCGUCGACCUGACGCCCACCUACCAAGAGGCGCCGCAGCACACUCGCAAAGGCCGUGGCAUCACCGCGCCCUCGGGCACACCGCUCAUCGACAUCGCCACGGGCCCGGACCUGUGCCCCGGCGCGAUUGCCGUGCCCAGCGCGACCACCUGGCGCAAGCCGAUGCAGCGCAGCGGCACGAUGUCGUCGCAGACCACCCGCGUGCCCGAGCCGACGACCUUCGCGCCGCCCGUGCCGCGCGACCGCCAGCGCUCCUACACCAUGCGCGGCACGACGUCCUCCUACCCGCGGCCCCUGUCGGCCAAUUCCCCCGCCUCGCUCGAGUCGCCGUUCAUCCCCACGGGCCUGCUGGCGCAGGCCAAAGUCGGCCAUGCGCAGGGCUCCGCGGAGACUGGCCGCGGCGUGGCGACGGGCAGCAGGCACGGGAGCCGCCCGCUGCUGGACAUGACGGAACCGAGUUGCUUUGCGGACGGGAGCCUGUUGCGCACGGUGGAGCAGACAGGGGCCGGAGAGGAUUGUCGGCCUGUGAUCGAUAGAGAGAAACGGGACUAA